CAUCAACCCCGCAGGAGCACUCUUUCCAUUUUUCGCAUCUCUUCUGUCACUAUUUCAUUAUAAUCACCCUUCGUUUUCCCGUUUUCUUAUACUUCUCCUUCCGCUUAACCCACUCCAGGAACAGACAAUCUGCUUUCUCCUUUUCGGAUAGCAGGCACGGCAUGGCAUCACCUACCACGAAGGAUGCCUCCAGAAAUUUCAAGUCCACGCAGAAGGAAGCCAUCUGUGCAAGGAUUACAUCGCCAAAGCAACAAACCAAAUCCAGUACAAGCACCAGCACCGGUGACAGGAAUGCAGCGCCUAGAUCUUUCCGAAAUGCUUCGGCACAGGGCGACUUGUCGACUAGGCAUUUACAGCAUCUGUCAUGGCAGCGCUCAGACAGACCCCUACUCUUGGUGUCAACGGUUUUUCGGGGACCUCUCAAGAUUUCUCCGUGGAGCCAUAGAUCCCCUCCAGAGCAAAGAACGCCAUCCAAGCAGGAGCCGACCGAUACAACUUCAAUUCGCCUAUUAACGCCACCAAUAUCAAAUGCCAUCACCGAGCCAUCGUCUGUUACACAAGAAUAUCCCAAAAAAUUGACACACAGCACAGCCGAUAUUUUGACGAAAGAUGCAGUUGGAGUGCAGGAGCCAAUGCGCGCCUUGCGGAGUAACCCCGCUCAAGAUACUUAUGCGGAUGCGACCUGGAAUAAGAACCAACACCCUAUAGUAGCGACCUCGUCAAUGGAUGGUCAGAGGGAGGUCGGAAGAACAGCGGAAAAUCUUUCUGCUGCCGGACAUGCGACUGGCUUGCGGAAACUGACCGAAUACAUCCCUCCUCCACUGCCUAGUCUACUUGGCGCUAGACCGAUACCCGCAUCAUGCCCAUCCCUCCCACCGCAAUUUUGCUCAAACCAGGCAGUAUAUUCUGCAGACGCCUCAACCCAGAACACUGCGACUAAAAGUAGAGGGCACAUGAGAGGUUCGUCUGUGCCUAACGAAGUUCAGGAGCGGAAGACGCAGCUGAAGCUGAGCGUCGAUCGGAUACGGCCGUACGCGUCUAACACAUCAGGCCAAGCUCCGGCAAUUGAGACCAUUUCUGUCAGAAAACACUCCCUAGAUUCUAGUAUGGAUCGUCUUUCAGAAGCACUCUCGACUGAACAGGGGCCCCGACGUGAAGGAACGGAUUCAGGGCGCAUGGAUCAAGACAGUUCCAAUAGCAAUGUCACCUCCAUGAAGAGAUCAACCCUUUCAAACAUGAAUAACGCGACGACGGUCUCAUGCUCAAUCCCAAUACCAAAUGAACCUCCAAAUCAGAAGAUAUCAAGAAAGCAGAGCUCGAUACUCGAGGCAGCAAUCGGAACGUUUCCAGAAUUUCAAGUCCAUCUCGAGGAGCCGCGGCACAGUAACGAGAAAGCGAACAAAAACAAAGUAUCUACCAAUAAUAUGAAGUUGGACUAUUCCAAUCAAUGUCGUGGCGAAUCAAGAGAAACACCUGCCCGUAGGAAACCUUCUGGAAGCGCUGUCGAUAAUGUCGAUCCCGAAUUGCACGUUCUAAAGCGUCGCCUGCGGGUUCAGCCAUCGCAAAUGGAGAACGUCGAAAAAAUCUCCGAGACGUCUACGAACUCACCUUUGAUUUCUUCAGUUACUGCCGUGAGUGGCAAAACGACUGCGCCUACUGUGGCCACAUCGCGAACUCCAAAGAGGAAGAAGAGUACCGAAUUGGAGAACGCAAGCAGACCAACAUUGAUAUCCAAGGACAGGUCGCCUUCCAGUUCGCUAACUCUUACAGGACCCAAAAUGGACUCAUCCAAGCGGCGGAAGCCCAAGCGGUCGUCGUCAGAGAUCACUACAACGGAAUCUGCACUGCCAUCACAGGAUAUCACCUCAAGCGCGGCAUUUGAGGCAAACAUGUUUGACAUUGAGCAGUAUGUCGAGCAAGAUCUGCAGGGCUAUAAUCAGCUCUCGUACUAGGCUUGUCCAUUUGCAUUAUUCUCAUAAUAAAGAUUCCUUUUCAUCCUUGGCCGCGAAUUGUAUGCAAAUGCCGUUCUCAUGGAGGAUGACGCAGUGGGAUGCUUUGCCCAUGGUCGAGCGAUCAUAUCUUGUGCGUUAUCCUCAAACUCUGCCCUGGCGCAGAUUGACUGGCAGCAGAACGGAGCAGCUACUGUGCGUCAUCACCACAGCUGAGAUUAGGUAUCCGUCCUAUUGAU
This is a messenger RNA of Gamsiella multidivaricata, 2188 nucleotides long. RefSeq lists its product as uncharacterized. The record is from RefSeq and is a predicted model, not a curated record. The transcript has 2 exons. The coding region runs from base 162 to 1952 and encodes 596 amino acids. NCBI's taxonomy places the organism in Eukaryota, Fungi, Mortierellomycota, Mortierellomycetes, Mortierellales, Mortierellaceae.